GUUCGGGCAGCGGCAUGUGCGGUUGAUUUGGAUCUAGCAAUGUCGAGGAGCCUUUCGGGUUUGCUGUUACCGACCCUUGUUCUCGUUUGCCUGCUAGAGCCUCGAAUUGUAAAAUCGGAGAACAUACUGGGCAUAUUCUCAUACACUUUCGGUUCAUCAUAUCUUUUGAUUGAGCCAUAUUUGAGGCACCUUGUCCAGCGGGGCCAUCAGUUGACCAUCAUUUCCGCCGUCACCCACUUGCCGCACAUUGAGGGUGCUCACCACAUUCGCGUGGCCAGACUCGAUCAGCAAAUGCAAGAUCUCCUUGACUACGAUUAUGAAUUCGAGCUAAGCAAGUGGAUGGAGGCCCAGUUCGUCUCCGACUACUUUUUCAACUGUUCCAAGUUCAUACUAGAGGAUCCUGGUGUCCAGGAGUUGCUGCUCAACAAGAGUGCCGAAUACUCGAUGGUGAUUUUGGAGGCUGCCCACACCGACGCCCUCUAUGGAUUUGCCCAGCACUUUAAUGCUCCGCUGGUGGGCUUAGCCGCCUUUGGCUCGGCUUGGAAUAUUGACUUUUUGGCCGGCAACUCCGCCCCGAGUGUCUACGAGCCAAUGUCAGCCUUGGGCUACUCGCCGGGGCUUAGUUUGCUGGAGAAGUGGUACAACCUGAUUUUUAUCACAGAAGAGCGCUUGGUAGAGCGUUUUGUCUACCUGCCGCGCCAAAUCGAUCUCUAUAAAAAGUACUUUUCUGAGGGAGCUGGCAGUCUGCACGAAAUCCGACGGAGGUUUUCCUUGAUCUUGAUCAAUCAGCACUUUAGUCUGGGCCGGGUACGCAGUAAUGUGCCCAACUUGGUGGAAGUGGCUGGAAUGCACUUGGACGCACCGCCGGAGCCCUUAGACGAUGAGCUGAGGGCUUUCAUUGAGGGCGCGGAGCAUGGAGUCAUUUAUUUUUCGAUGGGUCUGCAGAUGCUGGACAAGUGGCUGCCACCUGGACUGCCCGAGCUAAUGAUUAAUUCCUUCAAGAGGCUCAAGCAACGUGUGAUUUGGAAGCGGUUGGAUAAGACGAUCGCAAACAAUACCAGGAAUGUGUAUGUCAGUGGUCUAUUGCCCCAACGCGAAAUACUCAACCACCCGAAUGUGAAACUCUUCAUCACCCACGGCGGGGUGCUAAGUAUCAUCGAGGCCGCUCAUUAUGCAGUGCCCAUACUCUGCCUGCCCCUAUUCUUCGAUCAGUUCCAAAACACCAAGCGAAUGGAGAAAAUGGGAGUGGCCCGAAGCCUAGACAUAACAGAUAUCUCCCAAGAAGUAGUUUUGCAGGCCAUAGGGGAUAUGUUGAACACCAGCUCAUACAAGCAGAGAGCUCUGGAUUUGUCCGGGAGAUUUCACGACCAGCCGAUGUCCCCCAUUGACACCGCCGUUUGGUGGACGGAGUACGUCCUGAGACACAAAGGAGCCGAUCACAUGCGAAUCGCCGAGCAGGAAAUGUCUCUCAUGCAAUACUACAAUGUGGACAUAAUCUCUGUUCUAUUCGGGCGCAUUGGCUUCACUGCCCUCAUCGUGAUUGUCCUGGCUUGGAAACUGGUCUCCUUUGCCACCAGAAACCUGGAGUACAGGUUUAAUCUGCCAAUGGUAAGGUAAUCUGCAAUAAAUAUGCUCUCUACCCAAAAGAAAAAGCUAUAAAUGAACAAAAAUGUAAAUAUUAAUGUUGUUAUCAAUAUAUACUUUUGUUUUAAAAAGAUUAAGCCCAAUAAAACAUUUCUAU
Drosophila bipectinata is the source of this 1741-nucleotide messenger RNA. It is a transcript of the gene Ugt303A1, whose product is annotated as UDP-glycosyltransferase family 303 member A1. Lineage: Eukaryota; Metazoa; Arthropoda; Insecta; Diptera; Drosophilidae. Gene Ontology annotation, molecular function: UDP-glycosyltransferase activity. The record is from RefSeq and is a predicted model, not a curated record.